This is a messenger RNA of Triticum dicoccoides, 612 nucleotides long. RefSeq lists its product as uncharacterized. The transcript has a single exon. The record is from RefSeq and is a predicted model, not a curated record. NCBI's taxonomy places the organism in Eukaryota, Viridiplantae, Streptophyta, Magnoliopsida, Poales, Poaceae. Bases 34 to 612 code for a protein of 192 amino acids.
ACACCUCACCAGGGUAGCAGCAUAGUACUCUCCAUGGCGGCGGCCAAGAUCGCCGUCCUCCUGGUCGCGACCGCGCUCUUCGCCGCGUCAGGGGCGGCGGACCCCCAACCCCCGCAGCUCGCAACGGAAGCCCAGUGCUGGCCGUGCUACUCCUCCUGCAUGCACACGUGCGACGACGGCCACGGUGUCACCCCCGCCCCCGAUGUCAACCGUUCUCAGCCAGCCGCCCACCCAGCCGUCGACAAUGGUGCAGCGGCCGCCUCCGUCCCUGUCAACUCUACCGACGGUACUGCAGUUGUUGUACACUCCACCGUCGGCACUCUAGCUGCCAUCCACAAAACCGAUGGUUCAGGCGCCCCCAUUGCUGACGGCUAUGACGAUUACAAAGGUGGCAACAAAAGUGACGGCGAGGGUUACUACGAGAAAUACUUCGAGUGCAAGAAGAAGUGCAUCGUCGAUUGCUACAAGGACCUGCCGCCGGUGUGCUACAAGAUGUGCAUCUCCGAGACCUGCCUCACCCUGCCACCAUGUACGUAUAUAUAUACCACCCUGCAAACAAGAAACAUGCAUCCUACUCUUACACUCCCUCUGUUUCAUAUUAGUUGUCGCUGA